AUGUCUUCAGGAUGCCACAUGACUCUCCAUCUUUCAGAAUGCCCAGAAAAGGCUGUAAAGUGUCCCGUUGCUGGUUGUACAGCUAUAAUCUGCUUACAAAGUUCAAAAGAGCAUGUUGUAAUAGCUGCUUCUUCUCACACAGUACUACAGGCAGGGGAGGUACAACAAUUGAGAGGAAUCAUACAUUUUAAGAAUUUCAUAGUUCGCACCUAUUACAUCUGUUUACAGGGAAGAAAGUCCUCAUUAGAGCUGCAUGAAGCAUGCGUCCACUCCUUUCGUUGGAAGGUGGAUCACGACUUGCCAAAUAUCAAGAAAACAGUGGCAAGCAGAGACUACCGGUGCCAAAAUGGAGAUAGGUGGCGAGGCCUGCCUGUGUUUAAGGAACAGAAGCUUAGUCUGUAUGUGCAACUCACUUCUGCCAUUAUUCCGGUAACAGUCGAGGUUAGGUAAGAAAGAAAGUCCACCUGCUAAAGUCUGACCUCAAAUUCAUAAUUGAAAUGAACAUUCAAAGUUUUGUCCAAGCCUUUUUUCGGCCUUAUUGCAGAUAAAAUAGAUUAAGAUCAACUCCAGUUUGUUAUUACUCACACAUAAUAAAAAAACUGGCCAGUAUCAAAAUACGUUAUUAUCCUAUUACUGGAUCAAUUAUAUCAGAAUAUGGAAUGUCGCAUUGCCACCGUUG
Molecule: messenger RNA, 679 nt
Organism: Orbicella faveolata
Lineage: Eukaryota; Metazoa; Cnidaria; Anthozoa; Scleractinia; Merulinidae
Source: RefSeq, a predicted model, not a curated record